CCCGGGGCGGUGAAUGCGCGGCUUCAGCGGCCGUCCCUGCGCAGGCGGAGGCUGGCGCCGGCCAUGGCGGGCGGCAGCUCGGCGAGGCGGCUGUGGCAGCUCUGCAACCUGCUUAUGGCCGCCUUCUUCGGGCUGGCGGCUGCCGUGCAGGUGAACGACCCCGACGCCAGGCUGUGGGUGGUUGUCUACUUGGUGCCGGCUGCCCUUACGCUGCUUGUUGGCCUUAGCCCUUCAGUAACAGAAAACGCGGUUUGGAGAAGUCUCUGUGACCUUCAUUCUGCUGGUUGUAUUUUUGGAACCAUUGCUUUGGCUUGUUCUUUGUUUGCGUACACUCAAGGAAACAUUUUGCAUGAAGAGGAAGGCAGAGAGUUAUUUGGUCUGGUGAUUAUUACAAUAUGGAUGAGUCUUUGUCGCAGUUCAGCAAAGAAUCCAUUGGGUGGAAUUCAUCUGACUGCUGCAGUCUUGGUCGCUCUCUUCCCCUUUGUUUCAUGGCUGUACAUUUAUGUGAACAAAGAGAUGCGAGAAUCUUGGCCAGCACACUGUAAAACUGUGAUUUAAUUAGGUGGGAAAAUGUACAUAAAUAUUCUGACCUUAGUGCCUCUGCUUUUUGGUUCUUAAUGAAAGGUUAGUAUCAGUUUGAUAGGACCCAGGAAUGCCUUGUUGCUUCCAACAGUGUAGCUUAGUGUUCGUCAAUAGGCACCAGGAAUAAAUUGAAGAACAUUGUCAAAUCCAAGUGGAGAAUUUUUCUAUGGAAAUUAUUGUUCAGCCUGCUUCUUCACAUGUUUUCAAAGCACUGUUGACCUGAUGAGUGUGCCAAUGUUAAUUAUUCAAAAUAUUCUGGCAUCCCUGGUCCACACUCUCCUCCCAUGUUGUACCUUGGGAAAGCUACUGUUCAGUAACAUAAGGGAAAAGUAUACCAAUCACUUUGUUUCAAUAAAUGACUUUUUAUAGCUGUAAAACUUCCAAGGUAUUCACCUGGAUAGUCCACUGAGAUUCUCUGAAAGAUUAAGCAGUCUGUAUUUCUGUUCCUACACUAAAAUCUUAUGUGUAAAAUCAAUAUAUCUAAAUCAAUGUUUUUAUUAUCUUUGUGAUUACUGUUUUGACAGAGUAGUAAAUUCUAUUUUUCUAAAGAAAAUCCAGUGAAAACUUUAUUUUCUGUGAGAUGCAUGCUUGACUGCCACCAGCAGACAUAGUCACUGUCACAACUCGCAGAAUUUCUGGUCCUGGAAAUCAGAACCCAUGCAGCAACUCAGAGACAGUAACCAUGCUCCAUCAUCACUAAUCCUGGAGAAGAAAGCACAGUAAGUAACAAUCUGUUCAAGAUUGGGUGGUUCAAGUCAACAUUCUGCAUUCAAGUAUAUUUAUUUCAGACACAGUUACUGGCCUUCUCUAUUCUCCAAGAAGAAACUAAGUCUGGUUUCUUACAGAAGUAUAAUUUUUAGAAUUCUGUAUCUGAGAGAAAAACAUAAGUUAAAGCUGUAAGGAUCAGCUGUGUAGAUCUUUCUACAAGCAAAGAAUAUGCUGGAUCCCAUACUUUUUAGUCUGACUACUUCCUGAAGAACAAUUUGUAUAUGUAUGCUUACCGUUUUUAGAAAUACAUAACUCUGUCUGAAAUUCUGCCCCUUCCCUUUAAUACCAUUUUAUCAUCAUAGACAUAAAUAGUUCCAAAGGCAUUGCUUUCUGGUGGAGUUUCAAUAAUCCCCUCCAAAGUCAGAUGAUGAACACCAUGUGAGUCUAAACAAUAGCCACCAUCAUGCAGGUGUCCUGCAAGAAAGCAGACGACGCAUUGAUGAGAGUGUAUGACAGAAAGCGCAUCUUCGUAAUUCCACGCUAAACAAACUUUGUCUGAAGCAUCUGGAUGAAUGGGCAGAUGACCUGCAGAUGAGAGGGAAAGAAGAAGAGUUACUUAAAGCACGUAACAAUGAGAACUUGAGAACUUCAUCGAACCAGUCCAGCUGGGUUUGGCUAAAUCCUCCAUUAAACUCUACAAACUGAGGUUCUUUGAGCCCUGCAAUGAAGAAGAACGUUAGGCAUACGUGCAUACACCUACUGUAACUUCCUUAUGUACUUUUACUUCUGUAAAUCUACGUAUGAGAAAUGG
Messenger RNA from Cygnus olor (mute swan), 2101 nucleotides. RefSeq names its product transmembrane protein 220 (gene TMEM220). The coding region runs from base 64 to 558 and encodes 164 amino acids. The record is from RefSeq and is a predicted model, not a curated record. The transcript is spliced from 8 exons. NCBI's taxonomy places the organism in Eukaryota, Metazoa, Chordata, Aves, Anseriformes, Anatidae.